Trichoderma harzianum CBS 226.95 is the source of this 201-nucleotide messenger RNA. RefSeq lists its product as hypothetical. The transcript has a single exon. Gene Ontology annotation, molecular function: protein binding. The record is from RefSeq and is a predicted model, not a curated record. The annotation marks the transcript as partial. Lineage: Eukaryota; Fungi; Ascomycota; Sordariomycetes; Hypocreales; Hypocreaceae.
AUGCGGCGUGAUGUCAAACCAGAUGAAAAAGAUUCAGGGGGACGAACGCCUCUGUCUCAUGCAGCCAAAGAGGGCCAUGCCGAAGUUGUCUGGCUUCUGUUGACCCGAGGCGAUAUCGACAUCCACUCAAAGGAUAGUAGAGGACAGACACCACUAUUCCAUGCAGCGGCAAACGGGCGCAAAACCAUCAUAUCAAUGUUG